CCACGGAGGCUGCCAAGGGCACGAGUGCAGCGCAGGCGAAAGCGCUUUAUUCCUCCGGUGUCCCUUUGACUGGGAGCGAGCGGGGACGGGCAGCCUGGCAGGACACCAGCCGUAACGCGUUUGGCCAAAACCCUGGAGCUCUCCGCUUUUACGCAGCCGAGCCUUGCCUGCGGUAACUUAGGCUGGGGCGGUCAGCGAGCGUGCCUCCCGGGAACACCUCCCUCGGCACCUCGCUUUCGAGGAAGACCCCGCUGUCCACCUCAAAGAGCGGCGGGGGCUGCUCCCGCUGGGCACCCUAUCCGCGACACGAGGCGCUGGGGGCUUGGGCGCGACAUUCGUGAAGGUGUUGGGUUCACAAAGCUCUGCCCUGCUCUUGUGAGGCUGCCGUAAUCCUGGGCAGCUUCAACACGGGCUUCUUAAAAAUAUAAUUAGACUAAGCAGGGGAGGCUGCUGGCAGCACCAGCUUGUUAUGCAACCCCCGCUCCUCCGUGACGGGGGAAGGAGGAUGUUUUCCGGGGCUGUUUAGUUUAUCCCACUUCCCAGCCAGAGGAUGGUUUUCCCUGUGCUAACCCACCUUUUCUUUUCUUUUUUUUUUUUCUUUUCCUUUUUUCUGUCCUGCAAGCUGCUCUCAGGGUUGAACCCGAAGGGGCUCCACGCAGGGCGUGACGCAGCGUGUGCUCUCCCACAGGCACGGCAUGGCAGCGAGCACAGGCAGCAGCGGUGGUGAGACGGCGGCGACGGGGGAGCCGGCACACGCGGUGUCGCUGCUGCGGGGGCUGAGUGCGCUGCGAGCGGAGCGGAGCCUGCUGGAUGUGACGGUGGUGGCGGGUGGCCGGGAGUUCGGGGCGCACCGCGCCGUCCUGGCCGCCGCCUCCGGCUACUUCCGCGCCAUGUUCGGUGGGGCGCUGCGGGAGGCACGGGCCGAGCGGGUACGGCUGCACGGCGUGGAGCCCGAGUGCCUGGCGCGCCUCCUCGACUUCGCCUACACCGGCCGGGUGGGCGGGUUGGGCCCUGACAUCGCCGAGCGCCUGCUGCGCGCCGCUGACCUGCUGCAGUUCCCUGCCGUCAAGGAGGCCUGCGGCGCCUGGCUGGCACGUCAACUGGAGCCCGCCAACGCCCUGGACAUGCAGGACUUCGCCGAGGCCUUCGCCUGCCCGGCGCUGGCGGCUGCCGCCCACCGCUUCGUCCUACGGCACGUGGGUGAGCUGGGCGCCCAGCUGGAGAGGUUGCCGCUGCCGCGCCUCCUCUCCUACCUGCGGGACGACGGGCUCUGUGUCCCCAAAGAGGAGGCUGCCUUCCAGCUGGCGCUGCGCUGGGUGCGUGCCGACCCCGCUGCCCGCGCCCCGCUGCUGCCCCAGCUCCUGGCCCAUGUCCGCCUGCCCUUUGUGCGCCGCUUCUACCUGCUGGCCCACGUGGAGGGCGAGCCGCUGGUAGCCCGCUGCCCGCCCUGCCUGCGUCUCCUGCGUGAGGCCCGUGACUUCCAGGCCGCCCGCCUCGACCGCCAUGACCGGGGGCCCUGCGCCCGCAUGCGCCCCCGGCCCUCCACUGGCCUGGCCGAGAUCCUCGUCAUCGUUGGUGGCUGCGACCGCGAUUGCGACGAGCUCGUCACCGUUGACUGCUACAACCCUCGCACCGGCCACUGGCGCUACCUGGCCGAGUUCCCCGAGCACCUGGGUGGGGGCUACAGCGUCGCCGCACUGGGCAACGACAUCUAUGUCACCGGGGGAUCGGAUGGGUCAAGGCUGUACGACUGCGUCUGGAGGUACAAUUCCAGCGUGAACGAGUGGACAGAGGUGUCUCCCAUGCUGAAAGCCAGAGAAUACCACAGCUCCACAGUCCUGGACGGGCUGCUGUACGUGAUCGCCUCCGACAGCACGGAGCGCUACGACCACUCGGUGGACAGCUGGGAGGCUCUGCAGCCCAUGCUGUACCCCAUGGACAACUGCUCCACCACCUCGUGCCGCGGCAAGCUGUUCGCCAUAGGCUCCCUGGCUGGCAAAGAGUCCAUGGUUAUGCAGUGCUAUGACCCUGACAGCGACCUCUGGUCCCUCGUGAACUGCGGCCACCUGCCUCCCUGGUCCUUCGCCCCAAAGACUGUCACUCUCAACGGCCUCAUGUACUUCAUAAGAGACGACUCAGCUGAAGUGGACGUUUACAAUCCAGCGAAGAAUGAAUGGGAUAAAAUCCCUGCCAUGCUUCAGGUUCACGUUGGGGGGAGCGUGGCUGUGCUUGGCGGGAAGCUCUACGUCUCUGGCGGCUACGAUAACACGUUUGAACUCUCGGAUGUCGUGGAAGCCUACGACCCUGAGACGCGAACGUGGAGCGUGGUGGGCCGACUGCCCGAGCCCAUCUUCUGGCAUGGCAGCGUCAGCAUAUUCCGGCAGUUCAUGCCGGAAACCACACAGGAGGAUGAUGGCAUCACACUGGACAACACCAUCAACUUGAACAGGCAGCACCAAAACCUUCACAACCAGAACCUUAACGAGCUUCGUUAGCAGGGGAAGGCACUGUUCCCCUGGCUCACCGCGAGUUCAUUAUCCAGAACCAGCGUUGCUUUGAGAGAAGGCAGAGGCAAACCGGUGCUUGGAAACAAAAACAUACUGUUCAGAGAGGGAGUGAAAACUCCUAAUGUUUGACGUGCUGUUGCGGAACCACAGCCGGCAGACAGCGAGGCCUCCACUGCGGCGUCCCUCGGCCCUCCUCUGGGGCAGGAGAAGGUGCUGCACUGCCUGCAGAGGAGACCCAAGAGGUGAACUCUGAGGAAAGCAAUCGCGCUGAAUGUCACUGCAGCAUUGCAGCUUACAGCUUUUGGUCAGACGCCUUUUGCUGGGAGCUCCUUCACCCUGUAAUGCUUCGUUUGCCACCAAACCUUCUUCAGUUUCUUUUUUGGUAGGACGGUGGUCGGGACGCCCACCUCUGUUCUGUGCUUCAGAGGAAGACGGACCUCCUGCGCGCGUCUUUCUCUGUGUGGUUAGAGGGGGGGAAAGGCCUUCCCACAAGAGCUGGAGGUCUGUUAGGGGCGAGAGGUUAAUAUGAGAACAUGGCCCCUCCUGCCCUGUCACCGUGGUCCUCAGUCCCCGUUCAUGCCUUCAGAAGGAACAGACGUCCUGUAGCAGGGAUCUCGCCAAGGCUGGGUUAUGAAGUUUCACCUUUCCCGUUGUCCGAAGCUCAGUUCUUCCUGUAUUUUGGUGGGGGUUUUUUAAGUUGCAGCAUUUAAACUUCUGCAGGUGUUUGUUUUCCAACCCUUCCUAGUAGCGCGCUUUUUCCUUCCAAGAAGAAGCACCCUUAUUUAUCUUUUAAUUGCAUUCUCACAGCUAGAUUAUUUUCAUUUCUGAUCACCCCAGCUGCACCCUCCUGUUAGGGGAAGGGGAGAAGCGAGUACCCCUCUUGGCUGGCCCGAGGAGCCACUCUCCCUUCCCGGUGUCAUUGGACUUGUUGAUAGUGGGGCUGAACUAGGCAGAAAAAGCUGCUGCUUGUGGCGAGGGCUGUUUGCUGCUGGUUCUCCUGUGCCAAACUCUCAGUCAGCACGCUGGGUUGGGCAGAUAGGCCCCAUGCAGCAAGGGCGAGUUUUUAUUUCUUCACCAUUUUGAAGGAGCUAAGUCAGCGUUGUACUGUUUUAGGAAAAAAAAAAAACUUACUGGGAAAGGCGAGUGCAGCUUCCUCAGGAGAUUCACUGCAGGCUUGCAGAAUUGCUGGCUGUGUUUAGAUACCUUGAUGCAGAAUUGCUUUCAAAUGCAUUGCCUUGUGUGAAGGAACCCACCAGACCUUCGGAGGGGUCUCGUGCCUGUCGUGCCUCCAGUUUGCAGGAGCUCUCGGGAUUUGGGUGAAGGUGUAGGAGUUAGCCAGUGUUGAGGACUGAAAGGUAGUUAUUUUAGGGUUGGGUUUUUUUCUUCUUUUUGCUUGGGGUUUGCUGUUUUUUUUGGCCUGUGUAAGAUUUGCCUUUAUACUCGCCCAGGUGACCUCAUUAGCUUGGGCUGUGUUUCCUCUGUCUACCUUAGCUGAAGAGAAGCAGUUUACUUGUGGAAUGUUUCUUGAACAAGAAAACGGCUAAAACUGCAGUAUGGCUCACCCAAAAAUGAGCAUCGUGCCUUUUGGAAAAGUGUAAAGUGUGACAACGGCUGAGGUGUUGGCUGGAUGCGCUUGCUUUUUCCAUCUUUCAUUUUUAAUCAAUAGGAAAGAAAAUUGAACUUAUUUCAGAGAUGGAAAGCCCGUCUACUUGAUUGCACGCCUGCCUUCUGGCUUGCCCUUGGAUUGAGUAGUGUCAGAGCCCCAUCUCCACAACAUCAGCACCUUCACAGCUUUAAAAAAAGCUCUUUGCCUUCAGUGCUGUUUUAUGCCACGCUCCUCAGCUGUGGAACUUGGGAAAGCUGUUCAUGAAAUUUGGGCUGUUCUCCAGGUCUGAAACUUUGACAGUGCCUUGAAACUGCCAUGUACCGGUGGAGGAUCGCGGAGGGGCCUCAUCUGGCCACGGCAGCCUCUGGGUUUAAAACCCUCUCCGGCGCUGCCACGGGCUGGGGUGCAGGGGGGGCCCCUCUUGGGUGGAGGGGACAUGCAGGGGGCCUGUGAUUUGGGGCGGCUCCUUCGUUUCUGGCUGCAUCCUGCCAUGUCGACCCGUGAGGCUAAAGCAGCCUGUCCCCACGGCGCCGUGUCGUGCCCGGGGAGAGACGGUGCACGCCACGCAGCUGAACUUGCAUUGCAGACCGAAGUAUUUACGCUGAACUAUAAAUAGUACGCACACCCUGUCUCAUACUGUAGUGCUCGCUGCUAGACCUGCCACCCCUGAAUUCCCCAACCGGCUGAACAGUUACGGAUCUGUAUUUAUUUUUUUGUAAAAUUCAUUGUGUCUGAAUCUCUGAGUACAGUUUA
Haliaeetus leucocephalus (bald eagle) is the source of this 4866-nucleotide messenger RNA. RefSeq names its product kelch-like family member 21 (gene KLHL21). Lineage: Eukaryota; Metazoa; Chordata; Aves; Accipitriformes; Accipitridae. The transcript has 4 exons. The coding region runs from base 696 to 2495 and encodes 599 amino acids. Gene Ontology annotation, biological process: protein ubiquitination. Gene Ontology annotation, molecular function: protein binding. The record is from RefSeq and is a predicted model, not a curated record.